This is a messenger RNA of Periophthalmus magnuspinnatus, 1748 nucleotides long. It is a transcript of the gene wdr41, whose product is annotated as WD repeat domain 41. Gene Ontology annotation, cellular component: lysosomal membrane. Gene Ontology annotation, molecular function: protein binding. The transcript has 14 exons. Lineage: Eukaryota; Metazoa; Chordata; Actinopteri; Gobiiformes; Gobiidae. Gene Ontology annotation, biological process: regulation of autophagy. The record is from RefSeq and is a predicted model, not a curated record. The coding region runs from base 265 to 1611 and encodes 448 amino acids.
GUUCCAAAACAGCUUCCGUAGUCAGAAUCACAUGAACGGUUUGUUUUGGCUUUUGUGUAGAUUCCGCAAAAUACAAUCUGUUGGUCAUUUCGCCCAAUUUCUCUAAUGUUAAAUAUGAUUGGGUUAUACCUUAGAAUAGGCUACAAUAUUUUAGAGUAGGCGGCAAUUUAAGUGUAGCUUUGUGUUAAAAAAAAAGGACACUUGUUUUUCAGCGAGCGCGUUUGGUGUUUCCAGUUUUGUGAGGAAGUCAUAAAAUAUUAGGCCAUGUUACGAUGGAUUCUUGGAGGUCGAGAAGCUCAGAGCUCACUGGAGAAAAGCUCCGUGUUGUGCAUUGGAGAGGAACAACCCCAAAACUGCUUCACUGAGCUGCAGGUGCUAAAAGGACAUUUUGACAUUGUUCGAUUUCUGGUGCAGAUUGAUGACUUCAGAUGUGCCUCUGCAGGAGACGAUGGCCUUGUACUGGUGUGGAAUAUUGAGACAGGAGAGAAACUACAAGAACUCAGAGGACAUUCGCAGCAAAUCACUGCCAUAACUACUUUUGUUUGCAGAAGUCCUCUUACAGCUCAAAUAUUGCUGAUCACAGCUUCUUCAGAUCGAAGUCUAAGUCUUUGGGAUCCUGAUACAGGCAACAGAGUUCAAACUAUUUCAGAUCUUCAGUCAUCUGUCAAGUGCCUGUUGGUGUUAGAGCGAUUGUGUUUGUGUCUGUCUGGUGGAGAAGAGUUGUGUGUUUGGAACAAAGAUUUUCAACUUCAGUGCCAUCAGCAGAACCACAGUGACACUGGAAUUUUUGUGUUGAUUGAGCUUCCCAAGAAUUGUGUAGCAGCUGCGAUGGAUAAAGAAAUUGUAAUUUACAGGUUAACAGUCUCUGCCAACUCCUCUUUUUCUCUGACUGAUAUGCACCAUCUUUCUGAUCAUCGAGACCAGAUUCGUGCCCUCAUAAAUGUCAAUGACAACAUAUUUGCCACCGGGUCUCAUGCGGGCGAGCUCAUUCUCUGGGACGCGAUUGACUAUAACAUUCUGGCUUAUGAACAUAUCUUAUGGGAGGAGUCACAAAGUGCAUCUGAAAUACGAGUGGGUCCCUCAAAGCCUAGUGAGAUGUCCAUUCAGCAUCUUUGCUCUAAUGGAAAGCUCGUCCUGGCAGCUGUGGGAUGUGGCCUGUAUGUGUACAGUGUUCUGACAAAGACAGUAGUGGCUUACAGAAAAGUCGCUCAUGACUCCAAUGUUUUACACACCAUGCUGCUUUCUGACAGUGAACUGAUGUCCUGCUCUGAAGAUGGUAGUGUGCGACUCUGGGAGAUUCAGGACCUACCACUGCCCGCUGAACCUGCCUCAGCAGGAUUUUUUGGUUUGUUGACUUUUGGACGUGGAAGUAAACAGACCGGUCCACCAUCAAAGAAAGUUUUUGAUGUUCCUAAUCUCAAGAUGCUGGAGUUGAUAGGUGACUUGAUUGGCCAUUCUGGACCUAUUCAGAUGUUUGUGAGCUUUAAGGAGAAUGGUUUGGUGACUUGUUCUGCCGACCACCUGCUGAUUUUGUGGAAGAAUGGAGAGAGACAGUCACAUCUACGCAGCCUGGCACUUUUCCAAAAGCUGGAGGAAAGCGGUUCACUGUGAGCUUGCAUCUAGAGUCUGCUGCUUUUAAAAGUAUCAAAGUAAAUUCAUGUUAACUGUUGAUUAUUUGCAUUUAUUAAUUUAUUGUGAUCAGAGUUUAAACAAUGCUUAUGUAUUAAAUUUUUUUUUCCAAAGCUGAA